Pyrus x bretschneideri (Chinese white pear) is the source of this 1701-nucleotide messenger RNA. Its product is annotated as metal tolerance protein 10. Gene Ontology annotation, cellular component: membrane. The record is from RefSeq and is a predicted model, not a curated record. NCBI's taxonomy places the organism in Eukaryota, Viridiplantae, Streptophyta, Magnoliopsida, Rosales, Rosaceae. Gene Ontology annotation, biological process: monoatomic cation transport; transmembrane transport. The transcript has 6 exons. Gene Ontology annotation, molecular function: monoatomic cation transmembrane transporter activity. The coding region runs from base 362 to 1582 and encodes 406 amino acids.
UUUCGUUUGUUUUUUUUGGAAAGGAUAGUGGGUCAAUUUCAUUACCAAACACAAAGGAACAGUACAAGGUGCAAAGAUACAGAAGCAUAAACAAACAAAAACAAAACAGGACCUGCCAAACUAGCGCAAAAGAUCCAACAAACAGUAAAGGCCCAAGCCCUAAAAUACAACAAAGAAAACCCAAGCUUCCUUGCAGCCACCCGCCGCCGAGCAUCCCUACCAGCACAAACCCUCGCCACCAACCAACCGACGCCUCACCGUUGCAACAUCCAACUAGGAGCACCUGUACCGCAACAAAUCGCGGUUUUGAAGCGGCUGCAGAUCGGAGCAGAGAUGAGCAAGGAGAAACGCCGACGGGGGUAUGAAGAAAUGGGGCAGAUCGGAAAGGAGAGCAGGGGAAAAACAGCAAAAAGGAAGACAACAGAACAAGGAAAGCACAACCACCCAUCGGAAGUGGAACCCUCACACAAGCGGUGGUGAGAAAGGGAAAAAGUACAAGGUUGAAGAAUAUUACAAGCAACAAGAAAGGCUUCUUGAAGGGUUCACUGAGAUGCAGACCAUGACUGAUGAGGGUUGGUUGCCCGGAAGUCUUACAGAGGAUCAAAUGAAGCAGCUAGCGAAGAGCGAGCGGAUGGCAGUUCAUGCAUCAAACAUAGCUAAUUUGGUUCUUUUUGCUGCAAAAGUUUAUGCUUCAAUUAUGAGCAGAUCAUUGGCAGUUAUUGCCUCUACCUUGGAUUCCCUCUUGGAUCUCUUAUCCGGCUUUAUUUUGUGGUUCACUGCUAAUGCCAUGAAAAAUUCCAACCAGUUUCGCUAUCCUAUUGGGAAGAAACGUAUGCAACCAGUGGGUAUCAUUGUCUUUGCAUCUGUUAUGGCUACUCUUGGACUGCAAAUAUUGAUUGAGUCUGGUCGGGAACUCGUCUCACAGUCACCGCCUGCAAAAAUGAAUAGUACGCAGGAGAAUUGGAUGAUUGGCAUCAUGGUCUCAGUCACUGUAGUGAAGUUUGUGCUCAUGGUCUACUGUCGUAGAUUUAAGAAUGAAAUUGUACGGGCCUAUGCACAAGACCAUUUUUUCGAUGUCAUUACUAAUUCAGUUGGUUUAGCAGCAGCAGUCCUAGCUGUCCGGUUCUUCUGGUGGAUUGAUCCUACUGGUGCUAUUAUAAUAGCACUAUAUACCAUUAAUACAUGGACAAAGACGGUCUUGGAGAAUGUACAUGCGCUAAUUGGAAGAACAGCACCACCCGACUUUUUGGCAAAGUUGACAUACUUGAUAUGGAACCACCACGAAGAAAUCAAGCACAUCGAUACAGUGAGGGCGUACACAUUUGGUUCCCAUUACUUUGUGGAGGUUGACAUUGUCUUGCCAGAAGACAUGCUACUGAACAAAGCGCACAACAUUGGCGAGACUCUCCAAGAGAAGCUCGAGCAACUCCCUGAAGUGGAACGGGCUUUUGUGCAUAUAGAUUUUGAGUUCACUCACAGGCCGGAACACAAGAACAGUGUAUGUAUAACGAUGACAGCGGUAGUGAAGAUGGUAGUAACUUGUAGAGCUAUGUUUUUUCACAGACCGAAGUUUUUUAAGUAAGCGGUGGGUUGUCCUUUCAUAUUGUUAUCUAUUUGCUUGUACAACCAAAUGUUUGUAGAAUUUUAUGGAAUUACCUUUCCUGUGUGGCUUUUAUUUUGUCAAUAGUGAGUAUUUGCUCA